AUGAGUUUCAACAUACUGGCGGACGGCCUGGCGCAGAACGGCGACUUUGUAAAUGCGCCCCCGGAGGUUCUGGCUUGGGAGUACCGCCUGCCACGCAUCAUAGAGGAGGUCGCUGAGGGGCGUUGCGACCUGGUGUGCCUGCAGGAGGCCAACCACUAUGACGAGAUCGCCGCAGCACUGGGACAGCAGGGCCUCGUUGGCACCUUCCUCCCAAAGCGCCCCAGCCCCACGGAGCGCUUCGGCGCCCCGCCCGACGGCUGCGCACUGUUCUACCGGGCCAGCCGCCUCUCGCCCGCGAGCCCUGACGGCGCCCCACGCGGCACGCCGUACGCGCAGCCAGGCGGCGGGGGCCCGAUGACUCAGGGCUUUGUCGCGGCGACGCUGCGGGACCGCGAGUCGGGGCGCCUGGUGGUGGUUGCGGCCACGCACCUCAAGGCCAAGGACGGCGGCCCCAAUGACGAGACGCGGCGGGCGCAGGCGCAGCAGCUGCUGGACCAUGUCGCGCAGGCGCGAGACGCGGCUGCGACUGGCGGGGGUGGCGGCGGUGGGCCUGCGGUGCUGGUGAUGGGCGACUUCAACGCCACACGCGGCAGCCCAGCCUGCCAGGUUAUGGAGCGGCAUCCCACCCUGCAGCUGCAGAGCGUCUGGGACGUGCCCUGGGCGGCAGACUUGGGAAAGCUAGGCAGCAGCGGGGGCAGCUCGGGCCAGCAUGGCAACGGGACUGUAGUGUGCACUGGGCCGGGGAGUGGCGCGGAUGGGUGCAUCAGGGAUGGGCAGCAGCAGCACCAUCACCACAAUUGCCAGCAGCAGCCGCAGGAGCAGCCACAACAGCAGCAGCAACAGGAGCAUGAGCAUGAGCAGCAGCGGGAGGAAGCGGUGGAGGAGCAGGAAUUCAGCACUUGGAAGUUCCGCCCCAACGGCGAGGCAAGGCGCAUCAUAGACCACCUCUACUUCAGCCCGCAGCAGCUGGCGCCCAUGGCGCGCUGGCGCAUGUUGCGUGCGGCCGAGAUCGGCGCGGGCGGCCUGCCGUGUGCGGCGUACCCCUCUGAUCACAUGGCCCUGAUGACUCAACUCGAGUGGCUCACGUAA
This is a messenger RNA of Monoraphidium neglectum, 1089 nucleotides long. RefSeq names its product putative Nocturnin. Gene Ontology annotation, molecular function: 3'-5'-RNA exonuclease activity. The coding region runs from base 1 to 1089 and encodes 362 amino acids. The record is from RefSeq and is a predicted model, not a curated record. The transcript has 6 exons. NCBI's taxonomy places the organism in Eukaryota, Viridiplantae, Chlorophyta, Chlorophyceae, Sphaeropleales, Selenastraceae.